Oryzias latipes (Japanese medaka) is the source of this 5288-nucleotide messenger RNA. RefSeq names its product putative E3 ubiquitin-protein ligase DTX3. Gene Ontology annotation, biological process: Notch signaling pathway; protein ubiquitination. Lineage: Eukaryota; Metazoa; Chordata; Actinopteri; Beloniformes; Adrianichthyidae. The record is from RefSeq and is a predicted model, not a curated record.
CUCACCGUGACGUCAGAAAAUAAUGGACGACACGCAGAGCCGUGAGGGUGAUGCUGAGAGUAUCAGAGACUGCUCCAUCUGCUUGGACCUAAUUCGAAAGAAGAAAACGCUGAAGUGUCAUCAUUCUUUCUGCGCUGAGUGCAUUGACUCCGUAUUUAGAAUCAAACCCGCAUGUCCGAUAUGUAACACCUUUCAUGGAGUUUACAUUGGGACCCAGCCGCACGGCACUAUGACGGUGACUCAGAGCUGGAAGAGGCUGCCGGGCUUCGACCACUGCCAGUCUUACGUCAUUAAGUACGAUUUCCCAGCAGGAAUUCAAGGGGCUGAGCAUCCGAAACCUGGGAUGAGGUACGGGAGCACCUCCCGCACUGCCUUCCUGCCCGCCUGCAAGGAGGGGGAGAAAGUCCUCAGGCUGCUCAGGAAAGCUUUUGACAGGAGACUCCUCUUCACCAUCGGGCGGUCUGUCACCACAGGCCUCAACAACGUCAUCACAUGGAAUGAUAUCCACCACAAGACUAGCACUGGAGGAGGCCCACAGUGGUAUUUGAUUUGGUUUGGUUGUUUUGGAUAUCCAGAUCCAGAAUAUUUGUCCAGGGUUCAGGAAGAGCUUCGUCUCAAAGGGGUGACAGAGGACGACUGAUGGAUGGAGAUGUUCCGACAGAUUUAAGCAUGUGUCACUAAGUUCAAUAUUACAAGUUAGUAUUACUCUCAACCGCUAUCUGAUGGCAUAAUCAUUCAAUUGCAGGCAAUCAUGUGACAAACCAAUCAAAACUAUUAUAAUCCAUUUCAGAAAAAAACAAAGGGACAUAACUUUUACUGCAGCUUCUCCUGUCGUGUAGCACUGUGAAAAUUGUGCUUUCAUCUGAUAUUUACAGUUUUAAAGCUGCAAUACAAUGUAAUUAAAAACAGGCUUUAAAUUCAUUUGCAAAGUUUAAAGAGGAAUAUACUCAAAUGUAAGUACCGGUAUAUAUUUAGCAAAAACAGUCUUGAGCCAAAGCCUCAACAUUAAAAAGCCUUAAACAAUUCAGCUUUAGUGCAGAUACAAUCAAAAAAUAUGAAAGUAAUAGAAAAUUGUCUUAGUUUAAUGUCAAUUGACUCUUUGCUUUAAAAAAAUAAAACCUUUAAUUAUUUCUCAGUUUCUUUUGACAACAAUCUGUCAAAUUCCCACAGUGCCUUUAUCAUUUUAUACCACCAGAGGGCGAUGUUGAUGUAAGAGAAUUGUGUUUAGAAAGUGCUGCUGUUCUGUUCUGCUCUGUUCUGUCUUUCCAGGUCUACAGUCAGUAAAUCAGGGUUUGUUUCUGUGACCUGCAGGUCAGUUUGGUUGUUCUAUAAAGAAUUAACACAAAUAGUUAAGAUUAAAUGUUCUAGAAUUUAGUUCAUUUCCAUGUUAAACGUUGAACAAAUGAUCCAACCAUCUCUGGGAAAAAUAAACAUUUUUUUUAAUUACAUUUUUUUGCCAGCCAGUUUUGCAGAGUUUUGCACUUUUUUCACUAGUUUCCUCAAGCAACCUACAAAGUAAAAAAAUUAAAGGUUUUUCAGUCUGCACUGAAAGGUUGCAGACUGAAUAAAAAAACAUUAUUUUGAUAGAAUAGAGGGACAAAUUACAAAUUUGAUGGGGCCGGUUUAGUUCCAUGAUGUUAGUUUUUGGUUGGCGUAAAUUGUUGGGUACUCUCAAAAUUCAGACAAGGACCCAUCUGCCCAACCCAGCUGUAGUACUGUCAACUCCCCUGAUAACCGCUGUCUGUUAUAAUUCAUGAGGAAAUAAUUGUCUGCUGUUAUUUGCACUGUUAUCCUGUGUGUUUGAAUAAAACAAAUUGCAUAUACUAUACGGUGCCUUGUUAUUGUAUGAUAAAUACAAUUAAAAAUUAAAUAAAAAGUGUUGCUUAUUAUUUUUGAAUCCUCAUCAUGAAAACCUUAGAAACUAAUGAGUAAACAAACAUCAUUUUACUAACACAUCAUACUGACAGAAUCUUUUAUGUGAAAUGUCUCCUAUAAAAUCUGCUUUUUCUUCAGUGGUUUUAACCUAACUUUGAAUGUGGAAUAAUCCAUGUGAGACUUCUGGGUUGCUUUCAAGAGAGGACAUCUUCUUGACACUGUAUCCGUAGGCAUAAUUACUCAUAUGCAAAUUGCAUUACUGAGUCCUCUCAAACUGACAUACACUGAGCGAAUUUUUGCUUUAUUUUGUUUUGUGUGUCUUGUUCAGAUUUCACUUUGAAGAACAAAAACCAUCUCUGAACUAACCGGAAGGGUUUUCUUUUAUCAACGUGUGGGGAAGACUGAGGGUUGAUGGAUAAUGAUCAUUUUUGUCCCUCUAUUUAUAAACAAAGCUGAAUCACUGCUAUUAAAGAUAAAUAUGUAUAAGGGAUUUGAAAAAUUUCAUAAAUGCACACAAAUGCUGGUUUGUAUCAACAUGGUCUCCUGUAAAAUGAUGAAACGACCCAGUCACUCGGUGUGUAUCCAAUAAAAUGCCUACAUCAUCUGCUGUUUACAGUAGUUUCCAUCAAAUAUGAUCAAUGUAAAUGGCAUCAGGGGUGCUUAAUUCUUGUCUCUGGGUUGGCCACGCCUGAUAUUUUAGAGCAGCACCCAAGAAACAGACUUGUGUACGCGUCAGAUCAAAGAUGUGCUUCCGCUACACAGAAACGGUAAGAAAAUCAUUAUGUGACAAUGCAGAGCUGUUGUUCUUACCCUCUCUUUCCACUGUGCUCCUUAAUUAGAGUGUCUCUGGCUGUGGGGAGAACCCUGCCACAUCCCCUGCAUGCCUACUCACUCUCAUCUUCUGGUGCUGCAGCGGCCCGACCACAGGUAUGCUUACUGUGGAAGAUCCAGCAGUCUAUUCACACAUGACUAAUCACACUUUUGUGAACCUUUGACAACACUUUUCUUUUAAUGUUAAGUUGGUAGAGUUAAACUCUGUAUGAUGUUCCAUGAACUUAAUCUUUUAAAUGAAAAAUAAUGUUUAAACAAUGAGCUACGAGGCUUUGUCUGCAGUUUGUUUGUUGCUAGAAAAGCACAGAAAGGAUGCUGGAGUGUCUGCAUUUGAUCUCUUUGUGUGACAGAAUGUCAUCCUACUCUGCUCACAUGCUCAUUCUCUGCGCCUGGGGCUGUUUGCCUACGAACAGCAAAGUGAAGGCGGGUGUGUGUGUGGGUGAUUGUGCCUCUGCAGCUUUUGCCUGUGUGUCCUUGUCUGCAUUCAAGUAUAUGCAAGGGUGUGCACAACUGAGUAGCGAGUGUGUGGCAGCCAAAACUGGGUCUCAACAUGAUGUUCUCUGAUUUGUUGCCGGGGUUAUGUGGCUUUUUUGUGUGUCCGGUUUAGAAUAAAAGAGCUUCUACUUUUUCUUGCACCGCUGAGAGAUUUUCUUUGUUACUUAGCUGACAGGACACAGCCUCAAAGCUGGCAUAUCCCCAGGUGUUUGACUGGCUUGUCAGCACUGCAGACUAAAGACUCCGCUCAGGAUGAUCUUCACAAGAAACAGCCGAGUUUCUUUAGGAUGUUAGAGUAUGAGCACCAAUGAUGUGGGAGAAAAAUCUCAAUUGUGUUUUUAAACCUCAAACCUCAGACAGUUAGCUGUUUUGUUGUGUUUUUGAUGGACUUUCAGACCUCAUAGUCAAAUCAAUGGGAAGCUGUAUGAACUCAAACGACAACAGGGAUAAACAAAAACCUGUCAAAACAAAGAAGACUACCUAUGAAGUUAUUAUGUGUGACUAGUAGUAAUUAACUCUGGGCUGUCAUGACAACCUGCUUCACCUCUGUCAUUUUCAAAGAUCUCUACCAAAGGCUCCUUUUUAAGAAAGAAAAGCAGCUGAAAGAUAGGCUUUCUGGUAACAAAAAUGGGUUUAAGUGGGGCCAAAAUGUUUCGUCUUUUGUUUAAUGUUCACAUAUUUAUUUAUUGUUCAGUGACAUAAUCAAAUAUGGUCAGGUCUAUAUAUCCAAAAUGUGUUGAUAAUGAAUUCUUUGUUAUACAGUUACACCAUGUCAAAAAUGUGUGGCUCAAAUCUGAGAUGGUGGGAAAAAGAGGUGGUGUAUUACUGAACACUCAUGUUAACAUUGUUGUGAACUUAAAAUGAACAAAUCACACAAAGUACCGGUAUCAUAAAUAUCUAUACCUUAUAAAAAAUGAUAUUGAAAUAUGUUUACAAUUUUUGUAGAUUACAUUACAGGGUUUAAAAAACAUCUUAAUAAUAAUCAUAAAAAAAUAAUUUUGUAUCAAUUGUUUGAUGUAGUGGGCUUUACAGGGUUAAAAAAAAAUAUUGUUUAACUUAAGAUUUUAAAGGCCAGGAUGGAAAUAAACAUUUACCAAAUCAUAAAGAGGGUCAUGAAAAUCUUAUAUGAGCAACCUCAUUUUGUUAUUUUCUUUUUCCACCAAAAAAUGUGAUUUUUAGGCUGAAAAAAACAAAAAUAAACUCCAAGUCUGAAUGGGCUUGCUUUAAGAAAGUAUUUUGGAAAACGGUGCUGAAGUGUAGGCAGCUGUAGCUCUGUCUUCCUUCAAGCUGGGUACACAAAGAUUUAUUCCAAAAAUAAAACAUGCAGCUCUUUCUCUCUCUCUCUCUUUUUUUUUUAGAGUUCGCUGGGUUUGUUGAUGUGGAGAUGUCACAUUUCCAUCAGGCACAGCAGAGGUUUCUACAAUUAUCACAUGGAGCAUGGAAGCAAACUGCUUACUCAGCAGAGUUGUUACUGAAUCACAGAAAAUCCAGGCUUAAUCAUUUCUGUGAUUAUAGCAAAUGCUACACAAGCAGCCUGAAAAAGACACAAUCUCAGUAAUCUUCAAUGAAACGGUUAAAGCUGAAUUACUUUAAAAGCAAAUUUUGCAAAAAAAUGUAACCAAUAGAACUGCUGAGUGCAAUACAUUGGACGGGCACACUAUUAGUCUGGGAAUACUUAAUUCAUAGUUCUUUUGAACAUUAGAGGGUUAGCAGUGGUGGAGCUACAACAUUCAGGGGGGCAGAAGACUUUGGAAAGGAGGCAAAUGUGAACAGCAGAGUGAAAGGCUAUUACAAAUAAAUGGAUAAAAAAUAUGAACAAGUAAAAAACAUUUAAUAUACAUUUUUUGAGGGGCUCAAGAUUUUGAUUUGGAAAUAUUGAUUUUGUUAUUUUUGCAAUGUUUGCAGAAGCUUGUAUUUAUGAUUUCUUAGUCCUAGUCAAUAAUGAUGCUAACAUUGACUCAAAAAAUGUGGGGGUAAAGUUUUUGUUGGAGGGGCAGCCCCCCAGCCCCCCCCCCCCUGCUCUCCUGUAGAUCUGCCCCUUGAAGUUAGUUAUUAUAAGUGGAAGAAGUCCUAAAGAAUUGAUGUCA